Molecule: messenger RNA, 635 nt
Organism: Prorocentrum cordatum
Lineage: Eukaryota; Dinophyceae; Prorocentrales; Prorocentraceae
Source: the annotation of a GenBank genome assembly
GCUCCAGCCGUAGCCAUUUUGGCUCAAGCCAUUUUGGCUCAAGGCACGCCGGCUCGAGUUUUUUCGUCUGCGCCUCUCCUGCACGAUCGGUCCCUCGUCGGUCGUCGGUCCCACGCCGCGAUGCCCGCCCGCCGCGCCCCGCUGCUCGCGGUCGUCCUGCUCGGCGCCGCCGCCGCGGCGGCGCUCUGCGGCGCGGGGGCGUUCUGCGGCGGCGGGCGCGCGCCGCAGGCCGCCGCUCUGCGGCAGGGCCCGUCGGCCAGGGCGGCUCUGCCCGUGGAGUCCAUGGCGGAUGCCUCGUCGAUCGUGACCGCGCUGCAGAUCCAGCAGCCGGCUUGGGCAGCCAACUUGGUCCUCGUGAUCGUUCCGAUCAGCAUCCUCAUCAUAAUAUACCUCCAGUCGGAGAAGACGCUGCAGGAGAGGGACGCCGUGAUCGGCAAGCAGAGGCUGUGAGUUCGGCAGCGUACCUCGGAGGUGAUCGAGCGAGGCGCUCCUGGCAGUGCAGCUGUGGCGUUACAACUCUGCGGCUGACGCGUCUGAUUUUUGAGAGAGGAAAUGGCGAUCCUUCUGGUAUAGUCGGUUGUGGAGCGCUGUGCACUACGUCACAUGUGCGCCCCAUGACAAAAAAACAACAACAA